Messenger RNA from Strongylus vulgaris, 954 nucleotides. Lineage: Eukaryota; Metazoa; Nematoda; Chromadorea; Rhabditida; Strongylidae. The record is from the annotation of a GenBank genome assembly.
AUGGCAGGUGGUCUUGCUAAUGUCAUCUCCACUACCGGGUUUGUGACUGGAACCAUAGCAAUGCUUCGUCCAGGAGAAGUAAAAUCUUUCAACGGUUACAGCGCUAUGAAUGUUGAUUCGUUGCUUUGUGCCGUUUCGCAAGGAUACUGUGGAGCAAAUGUUCCUCUCUACUUACUGUAUUCCGAUGCAAUCCAUGAUUACUAUAUUGGCUUGCAACCAGCUACCUUCUCCACGUAUUCGGCGCAAUACUCGGGAAAACCACUUUGCUACGUGUGGGAGGACAGCAGUUCUACCACAACAGUGACAACAACAUUUACCUCUGCUGUACUUGGAAUUAGCACAACUACUUCUUCUAUACUUGAUAGUACGACCACCAGCUCCUCAAUAUUCGAUAAUAACACCACCAUCACUACGCCAUUCUUAAACAACGAUUCUACUACCUCUAAUUCUUCGACCUCAAUCACCAACACUUCAAGUGUAAGUUCGACGUCAACAUUGUAUAACUCCACCACAUCUUCACUGCCACCUGAAAACUAUACGACCACCACGCUUAUUGGGAAUUUCUCAACCACUACUACAACCGCCGAAUCUGGAGAAACAACAAAUCCAACUACUCUGAUAUUUAGUACCACCACUAUCACUAACGAACGAACAACAACUACUCCGAAAGGUGCCAAGAAAUCUUUCUUCAGCUUCUGGCCUUUGAUUCUUGCUGGCGUUGUUGGUCUUGGAGUAUUAGUAAUCACUGUGCUAGCUCUGUCCACCAUUAGCAUCGUCAGAUCCGGCAAACGAGCUAUCCGUCCCCAAAAGACGUCAUCCAGCCCGCCUCCACCAUAUCCUUACAAUCAAAAUCUCAACAGCGAACUACCUCCAGCACCAGUCAGUGCGAUGUCUGCUCCACAACCGUUUCUUGUGAACACCCCUAUGAACAUACCUUUAUACACCAUGCCAUGA